UCGCACGGCAGCCAUUUCUAAAAACUUCGUUUAUGUGUACAAAACAAUUUUGUGAACAUUUUAACAAUUUUGUCCGAUCUGUGAGUAAAUUGUAAUGUAACUUAAGUGAAAACUCGAAAAUGGUUGCCUUUCUGAAGUUUAUCGAAGUGGAGAACUUCAAAUCCUACAAGGGUCACAUUGUAAUCGGUCCAUUAACGAAAUUCACAGCAAUCAUCGGACCAAAUGGAUCAGGCAAAUCAAAUUUCAUGGAUGCCAUCAGUUUUGUGAUGGGCGAGAAAACCAACAGUUUGCGUGUCAAACGUUUGGGUGAACUGAUCCACGGUGCAGCUAUCGGUCGUCCCGUAUCUAAUCGAUGUUCCGUAACAGCAAAAUUCGAUUUGGACGAUGGCACCCAGAUUGAAUUCCAACGUUCCGUCAUUAAUUCAUCGGCUGACUACAAAAUCAAUGGAAAGGGAGUGCCAAGCACUACGUAUUUAGAGCAGCUGGAAAGUCUGGGUAUUAAUGUAAAGGCGAAAAAUUUCCUGGUAUUCCAAGGAGCCGUCGAAAGUAUUGCUAUGAAAAAUGCCAAAGAACGUACCGCACUGUUCGAAGAGAUUAGUGGAUCGGGAUUGCUAAAGGAGGAAUACAAUCGACUGAAACAAGAGAUGAUUCAGGCCGAGGAGGAAACACAAUUUACAUACCAGAAGAAGAAGGGUGUUGCUGCCGAACGUAAAGAAGCUAAAGCAGAGAAACAAGAAGCCGAUCGUUAUGCCCGAUUGAAGGAUGAAUUUGCGGAUAAGCAAGUUGAAUUUCAACUGUUUCGGCUGUAUCAUUUCGACAAGGAAAUCCAAAGACUGCGAGACGAAAUGCAAGCGAAACAAGACGAAGUACAAUCCGUUGAGCAGAAAAAGGCCGAGGCUGACGAAGUAUUAAAAGAAAAGAAAAAGGACACGGGAAAAAUCAGCAGAGAGUUAGCCAAGUUGGAGCAGGAUAUCCGAGAAGUGGACACCGAAAUGAGUAAAAAGCAUCCACUGUUCAUCAAAGCAAAAGAGAAAGUCUCUCAUUCGCAGAAGAAAUUGAAUUCGGCUCAAAAGAGUUUGGAACAAUCACGCAAAGCCGAUGAGGCCCAUCAAUCGGACAUUAAGAAGCUUCAAGAUGAGAUCAAAAGCAUCGAAACGGCCAAACAAAAAUUCGAAGCACAAAUCGAAAGUGAAUCGCAGAAACGUGGCAGCAAUGUGCAUUUGGAGCAGGGUCAUGUUGAAGAAUACGACCGUCUCAAGCAGGAAGCCGAGGCCACAGCUGCCAAAUAUGUCAGCGAGCAAGAGUCGAUUAACCGGGAACAAAAAUCCGAUCAGGAUUUGCUGGACAAUGAAAUCAAUAAGAAGGAACAAAUUGAGGGGCAGUUGGAGAAAAAUCGAUUGGAAAAGGAGGAAGUUUGCAAGCGAAUGGAGAAAUUACUCGAUCACAUCCAGUCGAGUAAACAGGCUCUACAAGACCAGAAUCGUAUCAAAGAUGAGCUGAAGAAUGACGUUGGAUCGUCAAAAGAACGGAUCGCUGAAAUUCAUAAAGAAUUGGAUAACGUACGUGAUCAGCUCGGUGAUGCGAAAGGCGACAAACAUGAAGAUGCUCGACGGAAGAAGAAACAAGAGGUUGUAGAGCUGUUCAAGCGUGAAGUACCUGGCGUGUACGACCGAAUGAUUAACAUGUGUCAGCCGACUCAUAAACGGUACAACGUCGCAGUAACAAAGGUUCUGGGUAAAUAUAUGGAGGCAAUCAUUGUGGAUACGGAAAAGACCGCUCGCAGAUGCAUUCAAAUCUUGAAGGAACAAAUGUUGGAAGUGGAAACUUUCUUGCCCUUGGAUUAUUUGCAAGCAAAGCCAUUAAAACAGCGGCUAAGAGACAUUCGGGAACCGAAACAAGUCAAAUUGGUCUACGAUGUUCUGAAAUUCGAUCCACCCGAAAUCGAAAAGGCGGUUCUCUUCGCAACGAACAAUGCGUUGGUUUGCGAAACACCAGAGGAUGCAAUGAAAGUGGCUUACGAAAUCGAUCGUAGUCGUUACGAUGCUUUAGCAUUGGACGGCACUUCCUAUCAGAAAUCUGGUAUUAUAUCCGGUGGUAGUCACGAUUUGACGCGUAAAGCGAAACGUUGGGACGAAAAGCAUAUGGCUCAGUUGAAGUUGCAGAAGGAAAAGUACAGCGAAGAGCUCAAAGAUCUGAUCAAAAAGUCUCGCAAAGGCAGUGAACUAUCGACUGUCGAAAGUCAGAUCAAGGGUUUGGAGAACCGCUUGAAGUACAGUCAAAAGGAUCUGGACGCUUCGAAGAAAUCUAUCCAACAAUACGAUAAUAAACUAGCCGAAUUGGAAGAGGAACUAAAUGCUGUUGGGCCGCUAAUUGGUCGUAUCGAACGGAAAAUGGUUCAGCGAAAUCAAAAGAUCCAGGAAAUCAAGCAGAAAAUGAACAAUGUCGAGGAUCAUGUUUACGCCGACUUCUGUGCCCGAAUCGGUGUGGCAAACAUACGACAAUACGAAGAGCGUGAAUUGGUUUUGCAGCAGGAACGAGCGAAGAUUAGAGCCGAUUUUGAUCAGCAAAUCGAUCGUAUCGCUACACGGCUGGAUUUUGAGAAGACAAAAGAUACCCAAGUGAAUGUACAGCGAUGGGAGAGGUCCGUACAGGACGAAGAGGACUUCCUACAGCGCUGCAAGCAAGCUGAAGCUAAGCAUAAAGCUGAAAUCGAAACGGAUAAACAGAAAAUUGAGCAACUGAAGCAGGAGAAAAAUGAAAAGAAGAAAGUUGUCGACCAAAUGGAAGAAGAAACCGCUAAGGCUCGACGUGAUGUGGCAGCAUUGGCGAAGGAACUGCACAACAUUAAUUACGUCAUUUCCACCAUCGACACUAAGAUCGAGACGAAGAAAAAUGAAAAACACAAUCUGUUGAUCCAGAGCAAGAUGGACGACAUAAAAAUACCGAUGAUUAAUGGUAACAUUGAUGAGUUCGAAAGUGAUAAUCCCAAUGAAACGGGCACAUCGGAGAGUGCAAGAGACAACAUUCAAAUCGAUUUUUCGUCACUUUCACGCCAACUGAAAGAUCUUCGAACCAACGAUUCGGUAAAGAAAAUGCACGACAAUUUGAACAAAGAACUUCAAUCAAAACAGGAAACCCUGGAGCGUAUUCAGGCACCGAACAUGAAGGCGAUGCAAAAACUGGAAACAGUUUCCGAGAAAAUUGCCGCCACAAACGAAGAAUUCGAGAAUGCCCGUCGCAAGGCCAAGAAAGCUAAGCUUGCAUUCGAAAAGGUGAAGAAUAUGCGUUUCACCAAAUUCAAAGCGUGCUACGAUCACAUCUCCGACGCAAUUGAUGGCAUUUACAAAUCGCUCGCUCGUAACGAAGCUGCACAAGCCUAUCUGUGUCCCGACAAUCCCGAAGAACCGUACUUGGAAGGCAUCAAUUACAAUUGUGUGGCACCGGGCAAACGCUUCCAGCCGAUGAGCAAUUUAAGUGGUGGUGAAAAGACAAUUGCUGCGCUCGCAUUAUUGUUUGCCAUACACAGUUUUCAACCAGCUCCGUUUUUCGUGCUGGAUGAAAUCGAUGCGGCUCUGGAUAACACAAAUAUCGGAAAAGUGGCAUCGUACAUCGUUGAAAAGACGACCAAUCUGCAGACGAUUGUCAUUUCCUUGAAGGAAGAGUUCUACGGCCAUGCCGAUUCAUUAAUUGGAAUAUCACCUCAUCCUGGAGAUUGCUUAAUAUCCGGUGUCUUCCACUACGAUUUGACGGUUUUCAGUGACACUCAUGAAUAAAAUCAAUUCGAUUCAUCAAUCGUCAGUUCAUUUAACAAUGUUUUCGUUUGUGUUUCCUUUCCAAUGAAGAGACAAAAUAAAUGGAAAAUGGUUUUAUAGA
Molecule: messenger RNA, 3873 nt
Organism: Bradysia coprophila
Lineage: Eukaryota; Metazoa; Arthropoda; Insecta; Diptera; Sciaridae
Gene: SMC1
Product: structural maintenance of chromosomes 1
Biological process (GO): sister chromatid cohesion
Cellular component (GO): chromosome; nucleus; cohesin complex
Molecular function (GO): protein binding; ATP hydrolysis activity; DNA binding
Source: RefSeq, a predicted model, not a curated record